ACCGUACACUCCAUGCGGCCGUACCGGUGACCCUCCCCCAAUUAGCAAUCAAUAACGUCCAUUUCAGCGAUACAAAAUAGCUUUUUAGUUGACGCCCGAUAAACCAUGAAAUUCCCGCACGGACUAAACUAUUCGUAAAAUGUUUCCGAACCAGUUUACAGUCGUUCUUUAGUGUAUUAAAAAUGUGUGGCUCUCGAUUUUGUACAAGUUGAACAAGUGAACGGCAAACGAUGAGACAAUACGAGGAUGUAGUGUUGCCGACAUGAAUAUAGCUAGAGUCGCCGGGGAAAACUGCAGAAUGUCCUGGACAUUCCCAGCGAUAAUAAUCCUAUUCGUCCCACUGUUGAACAUGGCGAGCUCAAGAGGCGAACUUUUGAAACUCAACUCUGCGCUCGCAUGCCGUUUCGUUCGCGGCCUGACCCGUGAACAGAGGACCAUCUGCCAUGAUGCGCCGGACACCGCGUCUGUCGCCUUCGAAGGUCUGCAGCUGGCUGUGAAGGAAUGCCAGCAUCAGUUCCGCUGGCAUAGGUGGAACUGUACAAGCCUGUUGACGAAGAGUUCUAACCCGCAUGCUAGCGCGCUGAUGAAGCGAGGUUUCCGCGAGUCCUCGUUCCUGUACGCGCUUACCGCCGCGGGUGUGGUCCACUCGAUAGCCCGCGCCUGCGCACAAGGUCGCCUGCUAUCUUGUGGUUGCGACCCCGUGGGGUACCGGGCCUCCCACGACCCCAGAGGGCGGUUGCGCGCCAACAAAUGGGAGUGGAGCGGCUGCUCGCACAACCUGGCGUAUGGCAUCGAGUUCUCGAAGAAGUUUCUGGAUGUUAGAGACCAGGUGGACGAUCUGCAGUCGAAGAUUAAUGUGCAUAACAAUAAUGCGGGUAGAUCGAUAUUAGCAUCUCACAUGGAGGUCCGGUGCAAAUGCCACGGGCUAUCCGGGAGUUGCCAAGUGCGCACGUGUUGGCGAGCAACACCAGACUUCAGAGUUGUAGCGACCACUAUUAAGAGGCAGUAUCGUAAGGCUUUGAUGGUUGCUCAAGAAGAGCUUAAUAACGGUGUGUCAAUAUUAAGAGGAAGGCCUCGCGGGAGAAGGAAGAGUCGACCGCGACCGGCGCCUAAAACGAGCCUCUUGUUCUUCGAAAAAUCGCCCAGUUUCUGCGAAGCGGAUCCCAAGCUCGAAUCAUCAGGCACAUCAGGCCGAGUCUGCCGUACUGGCAGAACAUCGCGGACCGGCUCUUGCGACUUGCUGUGCUGUGGUCGAGGCCACGACCUCAUCAGGAAGUCCAGCAUCAAGCCGUGUAACUGCACCUUCCACUGGUGCUGUAGAGUUGACUGUCAGAAGUGCCAGGAUGACAAAUGGGUUGCGGUUUGCAAAUGAAAAUGCAAAAUGAAUUAACGCACAGAAAUUCUACGUUAUAUUUCUGAUUUCUUUGAGUUUGUUGUAGUGAAUUCUAACGCAACAUACCAGAUUUCUUUGUGUUGUAGACUUCUAAAGGACUCAAAUAUUGUAAACAUUGGCCCUGUUGUUGUUCAUUGAUUAUGAGAAUAAAAAUACAAGUGAAUAUUUAACAAAAAUGCUUAAUCUAAAGGCCCGUGGCACAAUUACAUAUCGCUAUUCAAGACACAUUCGCAUUAGACGAGUGUUAUGUAAAUUAAUUUUAGGAAAAUAAAACUAAGAAAACAGAA
Colias croceus (clouded yellow) is the source of this 1680-nucleotide messenger RNA. RefSeq names its product protein Wnt-10a (gene Wnt10). The transcript is spliced from 6 exons. Gene Ontology annotation, molecular function: frizzled binding; cytokine activity. The record is from RefSeq and is a predicted model, not a curated record. NCBI's taxonomy places the organism in Eukaryota, Metazoa, Arthropoda, Insecta, Lepidoptera, Pieridae. Gene Ontology annotation, cellular component: extracellular region. The coding region runs from base 263 to 1372 and encodes 369 amino acids. Gene Ontology annotation, biological process: canonical Wnt signaling pathway; multicellular organism development; cell fate commitment.